This is a messenger RNA of Aspergillus costaricaensis CBS 115574, 1372 nucleotides long. RefSeq names its product putative cell polarity protein (Tea1). The coding region runs from base 311 to 1267 and encodes 318 amino acids. Gene Ontology annotation, molecular function: protein binding. The record is from RefSeq and is a predicted model, not a curated record. Gene Ontology annotation, biological process: regulation of cell shape. The transcript has 3 exons. Lineage: Eukaryota; Fungi; Ascomycota; Eurotiomycetes; Eurotiales; Aspergillaceae.
CUUUCUAGCAUCGUCAGGAACGAACGCCGGUCUCUACUGUUGUUUCUCUGCUUUCGACUCCGAAUUCAAUUCUCCCCGCCGUUCGCUCCUUCAUAACGUUCAACAAGCCGGCGCUCUUGAGCGAUCCUCUUGCCGGUCUUUAGUGGGAUCUCUUGUUUUGAUCUAUAAUAUACCCAUCGCAUUGCAAUUGGAACUCUGUUGGUACAGGUGACCUGGUGCAGCUGGUGGACUCCCCCAGUUCCCUAUUACACUUCCGCCGUUGCUCCGCUGCUUUGUACUUGAGACGACCGUUUACGACUCAAUCUUAACGAUGGCAUUCCUCUUUAAAUCAAAGAAACACCAGCAGGGUUCUGGCCUACCCCCCGCGUCAAGAAACGUCCAAUCUUCAGAAGGGCCGCCGGCAAACCCAAGCCCAAACCCAUCAGCGGCUGCGCAGCCCAGCGGCGCCAAAGAACGGGAUGGAUCACAUUCCCAGACCCCGACGCCCAGCAGUAGCUACAAUAAUUCUUUGAACUCGUUGAACGGCACGAACAGCCCCGAUCACCCGCGGAUGCGCCAGAGAGCCGAAUCCGAAUCGCAGAGCCAACGACCACAACAGGCGGCGCCAAGUAACUCCCCGAACGGUAGCCCAGGUGCAUCAUUGUAUCCAUGGUCGCAACGACGCGUGAACUUCACUUCCGCCCAGACAAAUCCAUUCCCUCGUUAUGGAGCAGCAAUCAAUGCGGUGGCAUCGAAGGAGGGCGACAUCUAUAUGAUGGGUGGCCUAAUAGAUGGAUCAACUGUCAAGGGAGAUUUGUGGAUGAUGGAAAACAGCGGCGGUAACUUGUCCUGUUUCCCGAUCGCUACUGUCUCUGAAGGGCCAGGCCCGCGAGUCGGCCAUGCCAGCCUGCUGGUUGGUAACGCUUUCAUCGUAUUUGGAGGCGAUACUAAGGUGGAUGAAACCGACACCUUGGAUGACACGCUCUAUCUCUUGAACACAUCUUCUCGUCAAUGGUCCAGAUCGAUACCCCCAGGUCCUCGACCUGCUGGGCGUUACGGCCACACUCUCAACAUCCUUGGCUCUAGACUUUAUGUUUUUGGUGGACAGGUCGAAGGCUAUUUCUUCAACGACUUGGUUUGUUUCGACUUGAACCAGCUUCAGAAUCCGGGGAACAAGUGGGAAUUCCUUAUUCGGAAUAGCCACGAAGGUGGCCCUCCGCCCGGUCAAAUUCCGCCCGCCAGAACCAACCAUACAAUAGUGAGCUUCAACGACAAACUGUAUCUGUAAGUGUCUAUACUUCGUCUACACCCUCUUUGCCCUCUGAUCCAUGCGCUCGAUUUCUGACCCUGCUCCAGGUUUGGAGGAACGAAUGGCUUGCAAUGGUUCAAUGAU